Messenger RNA from Neodiprion virginianus, 3306 nucleotides. Its product is annotated as RNA-binding protein squid-like. Gene Ontology annotation, biological process: regulation of gene expression. The record is from RefSeq and is a predicted model, not a curated record. The coding region runs from base 311 to 1201 and encodes 296 amino acids. Gene Ontology annotation, molecular function: RNA binding. Lineage: Eukaryota; Metazoa; Arthropoda; Insecta; Hymenoptera; Diprionidae. Gene Ontology annotation, cellular component: nucleoplasm. The transcript has a single exon.
CACUGCUCGUACCACGGUGUACGGUGUCUCGCACUUUCGUUAGUUAAACUGGCACCGAGUUAAUCUUUCCCAUUAUAAAUAGUCAUCGCCAAAGAAACGAAGAAGCAAACUGGUCUCCUGUUUCUACGGCAGAUCGGCCGGCGUCUUAUAUUGUACAUUCACAACUCGUGAAAACAUCACCGCAUAUUGUGUAUUCGCGUGGGUAAAAUCGCCGAGGUUCCAUAUAACGAGAAUCGGCCGAGUUGCGUGAAAAGGAGAAGAGCUUGGAACAACUCCGGACAGCUACCGUGACAAAGUUGGAAAGGACAGAAUGGCCGCCGUCGAGUAUUAUCAGAACGAGAAUAACGAGGAAGAGGAAACGACGCCGACGACGACGAUGAUACCCGGUGGUGGAGGUGGUCUCGGUUCGAACGCGAUCGGUGGCGUUGUCCAGCACCAGCAAGGUCAACAGGCGACCGCCGGUAUACCGGGACGUGACGACGAACGAAAGCUUUUCGUCGGCGGCCUGUCGCGUCACACGACCGACAAGGAGCUCCGUGAUCAUUUCGGUAAGUUCGGCGAGAUUGAGAGCAUAUCUGUGAAGAUAGAUCCGUACACCGGUGUAUCACGUGGCUUCGCAUUCAUGGUAUUCACCAAUCCCAAGACAAUUGACAAACUUCUUACAUCUGGUGAACACUACAUCAAUAAGCGAAAAGUUGACCCCAAGCGGGUCAGCAAAAAAGCUCAGCAUGGCAAGAUAUUUGUCGGUGGUCUUACCCCAGAAAUAACUGACGAUGACAUAAAGACGUACUUUGGGCAAUACGGUACAAUCGUUGAACUUCAGGCACCUUUCGACAAGCUUAAGAACCAGCGCAAGGGCUUCUGCUUUGUGACAUUUGAUUCGCGGGAAGUUGUUUAUAAAUUACUAAAAACACCGAAGCAGAUAAUUAAUGGAAAGGAGGUAGAUGUAAAAAAAGUCAAGGUCAAUCCCGAGGCUAGCCGACAAGGGUUUUGGGGUAAUCAGGGAUACGGCUAUUAUGGCGGUGGUUAUGGUUAUAUACCAGAGUACGCUAAUGGAUACCAGGGCGGAUACGACGAUUCCUACGCCGCCUAUGACUACACUGGUUAUGAGGGCUAUGAGAAUGCUGGCUAUUCGACACAGGCUAAGCCGCGAGGCAAUGGGCAAGGGCCGCGGCAGUUCCAGAGACACCAGCCUUAUUAGGCAUAACAGGAAACAUGUGAGAAGUCAGCUGAACUGCAGGGCAAAGGCAACAUCAGAUGUCCUAUAAAUAUUAAUUGAUAUAAGAGUAUACUCUCAAAAGUGAGUAGGGUUGGAUUGUUUUCUCCCAAGAGAUUGAUGCGAUGGUUCCCUUCUUCUUUAGGAGAACCUUGCCAACUUCUUAUUUAUCCCUUGCCACACACCUAUCCUCGUUCCUAUGCAAUGGACAGCGUCUACUUCUAUACCCAAUCGAUCCACCUAAAGGAACUGAUUAUCACAGAGUUCUUUUCAUUCACUUAUCCAUUAAAUGAGCCAAGCUGUACUGUCUACCAUAAUGACCAAACAUUCUGUGCAAAAGAUCACAGUAUAUGAUAAUUUUUUAAGGUAUAAUUUGAUUUAAUUUGGAAAAAGAAACCAUUGAGAUAAAAUCGUUUACAAUCAACUAACAAUAAUCCAAUGCCAUGGUAAAAACGCACGAACCACAUGUUGAUGUCACUUUACUCAUGCCCUUAAAACUCUUCACCUGAGAAUAUGAAGCUACCUAUUACAGGCCAAAACAACCCCUUAAAAGCACAGUUUCUAACUCGUAGAAUGAAUAAUAUUAACUGAAAAAUUAGUUGAACACUGCAAUGUAACUUGUAUAAUUAGUUUAUGUAACAAUUAGGUGCUAGGGUGUAAAAUUAAAAUAUUUCGAAAGAAAUAUACUUAUUUAUAUAACAAAAGUUAUGUAAAAAAUUCAGCAUAAAAAAAAAAAAAAAAAAACAAGGCAAGAUAGGGAAGGGGAAGUAACUGGAUUAUCUCACCUGCCAAUUAAGCUCCUUGUAUAGGCAUUAACAAAAGACAGUAUAUAAUUUAAAAUAUCAUGGUAUAAAAAAAUAGCAACUCCCAAAUAAAGUUGUAGAGUUAUGUUAAAAAAUGAAUUUGAUUCACCAUAUCCGAUACCACAAUGAGAGAUAAAGAAAAAUCGAUUUUCUAUUGUGAAUAUAAAUCUCUAUCUUGAUGCUUCUGGAUGCUUAUGCAUACCUGAGAAUUUGUGGAAAGAAUGUGAAGUGUGCGCACACAAAGUGAUGCAAUGAGAAUGAGUUACUUAAUUCAUUUCUUGUUAUAAGUACAAGGUGUGCCUGUAUUACGAGCACAUAUGACCAUGAAAUAUAGAUUAAUACUCAUUUACGAAUAUUUCUCUUUCUCUCGUUCACUCUCUCUGUAUGUAAUUCAUAAACUUUGCGCAAUUGUCUUAAAAUGAAGAAAAUUGAAUUUUCGUUUCGUCAUCGGCUACAGCGCGACUUAGCAUACGACAUAAGAACAAAAUAUUGAAUUUUUUUUUUAUUUUUUGCAAAAAACUCAUGAUAUAAAUCAUGAAUUAUUACAUUGAGCUUCGAAGUAAGACCUUUGAUUCGUCCCCCCGGCAUUUAUAAUUGCCAGUCAUGUUAAAAUACUACCAGUGGUAUUACACGGUAAUAUAUCAUAUGUAAGUAGACGGUAGUGGCGUCAAGUGAACGUAACAUAUUUUCACAUAAAAUCAUACCAAAAAUACAAUCAAAUACCACAAAACUGCAUUAUGAUGAUUAAGCAAUGUAUGAUCGUUGGGUUUGGUAGUGUAAAGGGAAUGAUGUGAACAUUGAUAAAAAGGAGAAGAAAAAAAGAUACAAACUUCAUUCAAAUUAUAUAUUGAAAGUUUGUCAUAAGUUUGUAAGGCUGACAAAGCUUUAAUUCUCGUAAAAUGGUUGCUUUGUGUAAUACAAAAGCAACAAUACAUUUGACUUGGAUUGAACAUGAAAUUACUAAAGUCGCGUUAGACGCGAACCAUGGAAUACAGGUGUUUCAUUCUAAAAUAUUCCAAGUCAAGUUAUGCUUUUGAAAUUAAUCAUGUAUACUAUGUAUACCGUAUUCUUGAAGUGUGAUGUAAAUUCAUUGAAAAAAAAAUUAUAUAUCAAACGGAGAGAAAUAAUAAAAUAAUAAUAAUAAUUGUAGCGAAGAGAUGCGUGUCGAAAGAAAUGAAAAUGAUGCAAAUAUUUUGUUACUAUUAGUUACUAUUUCGCUUGUUUCACCAUGACACAAUGUAUAUUUUAAUUAUAACAAAAUAAAAUACAGAUUGUUUGAAACGUGAA